Molecule: messenger RNA, 9922 nt
Organism: Monodelphis domestica (gray short-tailed opossum)
Lineage: Eukaryota; Metazoa; Chordata; Mammalia; Didelphimorphia; Didelphidae
Source: RefSeq, a predicted model, not a curated record
CGGGGCCGAUCGGAGUUGCUGCGGCGGCUGUGGCGGCGGCGGCAGCAGCAGCAGCAGCGACGGCAGCAGCGGCGGCGGCGGCGGCGGCGGCGGCGGCGGCGGUUCGUCUUUAGCCUGGUAGGGGGGAGGGGGCGGGGGGCUAGAGGAGGAUGGGGGCGGGUGGAACCACGGGCCGGUGAGAAGCAUUAGCCGCCGCCGCCGCCGUAGUUGUCCGUCGUUGCUGCCGCUGCUGCUGCCGCUGUCGUCUCCUUCUCUUCGGUCCCCGGCUGCAGCCGCUGCCUCACUUCCAUGCUCCAGGUCCCGUGCUCCAGUCCUCCAGUCCCUUGCUGACCCUCACCAUCCUGCCCCUUCUCACACACCCCCUCCCCACCAGGGGAGUAGGAGUCGGAGACUGGGGGGUGGGCUGUGUGCGACGGGUCCUGCCGAGGUAGUGACGGUCCACUUCACGGGGCACUUCCCCUUCGCGCCCCUCGAUAUCCCGGUCUCGGCCCUCGCCCUCUCCCCUCACGGCGCCCCUCGGCCAGGAUGAACCGGGGCAGCAGCAGCACCCCUGCCACCGCCACCGCCGACUACCUGCUCUGCACCAACUGCCGGAAAGUGCUGCGGAAGGAAAAAAGAAUCAGAGUAUCUCAGCCUUCGACAAGAGGACCAAGUGCCUUUAUUCCAGAGAAAGAGGUUGUCCAAGCAAAUACAGUAGAUGAACGUACUAACCUCCUUGUGGAAGAAUACUCUACAUCUGGGCGCCUAGACAACAUUACUCAGGUCAUGAGUUUGCACGCUCAGUACCUAGAGUCUUUUUUGCGCAGCCAGUUUUAUAUGCUUCGAAUGGAUGGUCCCCUUCCUUUACCAUACCGACACUACAUUGCUAUAAUGGCUGCAGCUAGACACCAGUGUUCUUACCUAAUAAACAUGCAUGUGGAUGAGUUUCUAAAGACUGGAGGUAUUGCAGAGUGGUUGAAUGGUUUGGAAUAUGUCCCACAAAGACUGAAAAAUCUCAAUGAAAUAAAUAAACUGCUAGCACACCGACCCUGGCUAAUCACAAAAGAUCACAUUCAGAAACUUGUCAAAACUGGAGAGAAUAAUUGGUCUCUGCCUGAACUAGUACAUGCUGUGGUCCUGUUGGCACAUUAUCAUGCCUUGGCUAGCUUUGUUUUUGGUAGUGGCAUUAAUCCGGAGAGAGAUCCAGAUACUUCCAAUGGAUUCAGAUUAAUAUCCAUCAACAACUUCUGUGUCUGUGAUCUCGCCAAUGACAACAACAUAGAAAAUGCAUCCCUCAGCAGCAACUUUGGGAUUGUGGAUUCUCUAAGUGAGCUAGAGGCUCUAAUGGAAAGAAUGAAAAGGCUUCAAGAAGAUAGGGAAGAUGAGGAAGCCUCCCAGGAAGAAAUGACCACUCGUUUUGAGAAGGAGAAGAAAGAAAGUCUUUUUGUUGUUUCUAGAGCUUUUGAUGAUGAUAUAAUUUCAACAUCUGAUGUCUCCAGAUAUAUUGAAGAUCCUGGUUUUGGGUACAAAGACUUUGCUAGACGAGGAGAAGAACAUUUGCCAACAUUCCGAGCUCAGGACUAUACAUGGGAAAAUCAUGGGUUCUCCUUGGUGAAUAGGCUUUACUCUGAUAUUGGUCAUCUUCUUGAUGAAAAGUUCAGAAUGGUCUACAACCUCACUUACAAUACCAUGGCAACACAUGAGGAUGUGGAUACAACCAUGCUGCGAAGAGCUUUGUUUAACUAUGUUCAUUGUAUGUUUGGAAUCAGGUAUGAUGAUUAUGAUUAUGGAGAAGUUAAUCAGUUACUUGAACGAAGCCUGAAGGUUUACAUUAAGACAGUGACCUGCUAUCCUGAGAGAACUACCAAGCGCAUGUAUGAUAGUUAUUGGCGUCAGUUCAAACACUCAGAAAAGGUUCACGUAAAUCUACUUUUGAUGGAAGCCCGCAUGCAAGCCGAACUUCUGUAUGCUCUUCGCGCUAUAACUCGCCACCUGACCUGAAGCAUCAUUGCAGAGGAAGCGCCACGUCACUGAUGUGUGAAAGACCUUUUCACAGAACAUACGCACCAGAAGCUGCUUGUGAUGUAGCAUCAAAAAAUGAUUCAAUUCUCUAGUGUCCAAGUUUAGCCGUGUUUUUUUGUUUUGCGGCUGUCAUGUGCAAUGAUGUGUUUUAUUUUUCUUGAUGCUUAACAUUACUAAUGAUAGCAAACAUAACACUGAAGAGCACUACUUUACAUCGUUUCUAGUUGGAUUUUUAAAAUACUGGUUACAAAUCAUGACCCUGCUUUGUUAAAGCUUAACUUUAGUGCUUUGAGGGCUGUGUGUGUAUGUGUGUAUGCAUGUGUGUGUGAGUGUUGCAUUUUUUGUUUGUUUUCUUCAAGUGUAGGAGAAGCGCUUAUGUUCUGUUUAAGCCAUCAUUGUUCAGGUUAUUGGAAUGAAUCCAGCUAGGAAUGUCCCCAUCUGGACAUUCUCAGAUCAUAAUGCUGUGUCCUAAGGCUGGCAGAGGAAAAGCAUGUGCUGGGGAGCCGAGCUACUGCUGCUCGCUGGGUGCUCCUUUGUCUCCAGGAGAUUCUUUGUCAGGCACUGGUUUUUCUACAGCUAUUGGUGAUAUCGUGAAAUGUGAUGCAACCAUUGUCCACAAUUUAAUGUGAAAUUAAUCAUGAUGAAUUCUAUAGCAUGCUACUGAAAUGCCAAAUUCAGCCAUUUUCCUUUUGUUUGUGCAACAGAAGUUUUAGUUCUCCAUUUCAGCUGUACAUAGUAAAGUGGAAUGAUGCACAAUCCUUUCUAUCACUGACAGUAACCCUCAGUCUUCUGAAGGCAUGAGUGCUUAUAGUGCUGCUUACAGUUCAGUUCGUGGGCACCUAUAAACUUUCAUACACACAAGACUGACCAAAAAUUUUUUCUUUGCACAUUUUUCCUUUCUCACACUGCUUUUCUCUAUGGCGAAAAGCAAAGGAAGGCUAAUAUAUUUUUCCUGUUAGGUUUUUAGGAAUUAUUUCCCAUAAUUCUCAUUCAUUUAAUAAGUUGAACAGUUUAUUCAAAGGUAAAAAAAAAUUGUGUUUCUAUGCAUUAAUGUGAGUGAACAAAAAAAAGUGCAAUAUGUUUUUUUUAUUAAAAUCACCAACUUUCCCCCUAUUAUGUCACUGCAAAAGUGUCCUUCUAACUAUAGCCAUAAAGAAAUUGAGUCAAAUUUCUUUAUUGCACAAGGCUUAACUUUUCUGUUUUACCUUACUGGAGUUGAACAAUCUGCUCUUAAAAUGCCAAAGCAUCCCCUUCCCCAGAAAAAAAAGCUCUUUAGACAAUGGAGAAUAUCCAAGUGGGGGGAAGUUAGCUGCCAAAAAGUCAUCUUUUAGCAUUUGGUUUUUGUUGCUUGACUAGACUAUCUUCCGAGAGCACAAAAUGUCUGUGUUUAUAGCUUUACUUUCUGUUGUGUGGAUGAAUCAGUGAAGUGCCUCAAGAGAUGCUUACACCUAUCCAGUAGGACACAACCACACUGUUCAAGUAUUCUGGGGUUAAAAGUGACUUGAUUUUCUUUUUUUACAUAUACAGACUUUCUAAAAGAAUUUUCAGUUUUCCAUGGAAAAUAUGUGAAAACCCAAAUUACCCAUGGAGAUUUCAUUUGAGACUUCUUAAUUUUGGUCAUCUUCAAGUAGGAUAGGGCUAAUUUUUUUUCCAUGCAAUAAUCAUGGAUCCAUAAGUUACUAAAAUCAGUUCUCCCCCUUCCAUUUCAUCAUUCCUUUCCUGUGACAAGACAUUAGGUUCUUUUGUUUUGUUUUAGUUCAAGAUAAGAAAAUGAAAAAAAUGAUUGUAAAUGUAAUAUCAGCUCAGCAUUUGGGAAUUGCAGACUUUUGCUUGAAAUCUUCCUUGUGAGGAAAAAAUCAUAAAUUUUUAUGAAGACAGGGUGGUUUAUUUAAAGAGAUUACUCAAAGAAGUGCAUACCAGAAAUCUCUUCUGUUUUUUUUAUUAUAUAGACUAUAUUUUGACUUUAUUCAUUAUCACAUAUAUAAAUAUAUAUACACAUAUACACACAAUUAACAAAUGUUAUUCAGGAGAAUGGUGAGAGGCAGACAACGACCACAUAAAUGUCAGUUUGACUUAGUGACAUAGAUGUUUCAAGUCGAGGAUACCUAGUGCUCUUGACAUUUAGGAUUUUUUUCAAGUGAAGUUUCUUCAGUUAGUAGCCCCACUCUUAUUACAGAUAAGCUGUACUGUAGUAUAAAAAUUGUACUUCAAAGACAUGAAGGGAAGAGUUCUCACAGAUCAUCAGAGGAGCUUUUAGAAAACAGGGUGUGAAACAAGGUUCAGGUAACUAAUAUAACCACCUAACGAUAGUUUUCUUGCUUGAAACUGAAGUAGUUGGAAUUGGGACUAUGGAAAUAUUAGUGCCUUUACUGGAUCUCUUACCUGACAGAGUUUCCUUUGAGCUCAGCAUUCAUUUUGUCAGUGAUGGGAAAAGUAGACAUGGAAUUAUUACUAGAAAAUAAAACUAUUUCUUUGUGAACCUCAAAGAAUCAGCCUAGAGAAAAUGAUUUCUGAAGGUGGCAAAGCACCUUCCACAAUGCAUCAUGCACAGCAUUGCAAGUGGUGAAUGCCAUAUCACAUAUUAUGAAUUUGCUGUUACUUUUCUGCAUAGAUUGCAAACUUGAAAUUCUGAUGCGGAUUUCCAGGGUGGUAUUUUUUCAGAGUUUUGAAUUUACUAUGUAAUGAUUUAUAGUAUAGCUUUUAUACUCAAAUGUAAUAUUUUUAAAAUAGACAUUUGUUCAGAAUAGGUGUAAAGUUAUGAUUAUACCAUAUGCUUACCUACACCUUGGGCUCACAUUGUGCCAAACUUAAAUGUGCAAAUGGAAGUUAAAGAAAAAAAUACUCGUGUGAAUGUGAAUCCUUCAGCUUUGUUGUUUAUGUUCUGAAAAUUCAUUUUAACAGUCCCUUGAAGCAUAUGCUCAGCUAUCCUAGUUCACCCCAGUAAAAUCUAAGAUCCUCAGCUGAUAGGUAGAUAAAAGUUGAUUUUUAAUCAGAGUGCUUAGAUGAAGGAGGAACUAGACAGAUCUAAUAGAAUCUUCCAAUCAGAUAGACUUUGAAUUAAUUCAUAAAAUAAUUAGAAGGGAGGGAUGAUGCCUUUGAAAGAGAACUACUUGUUAACACGCUUCUUUGAAUUAUGUUCAUAGCCAGCCCCCGAAAAGGAUCAUAGCUACAUCUUGUGAUAAUAUUAUGAUGCUCAGAGACAAUUAAGGUAGACUCUUGGGGGGAAACUACUUGCCUUUCAUUGUACAUUUUACAAUGCCAAAGCAAAACUAAAUUUAACAAGCUUAGUCUUAUUCAUAUCCUCUUGUUUAAUUUUUUAAAAAUACUUUUCUAUGGGAGUUUACAUUUGAAAUGUAUUUAAAAGCCCACAGCCACUUUUUUCUUUCACACCAUAGACAGUUUUUCUAUGACCAAAUCUCUUCUUUAUCUGCCUCAGUAAAAUAAAAAUAUUAAUGAAUGUUAUUGAAAACAGCAUAGUUGGAUGGUCACUGUUUUGAGGCAGUUUGCAUGCAUAUAAAAUAGUAACUUUUUAUUGAAGCUUUAAGGAUGCAUCAAUUAGGAAAAAGGUUAAAUUUCAGUGCAUGUUAUAGAAGUGAUUUUGCACUCUGGUGGUCAGAUGAGCUUAUUUUGUUUAAAAGAAAAAUUGUAAAUCCUUAUUUCUCUGGAAAAGCAAGACCUUAAAUUCCUCUCUAUCAAAUAGGACUUAAAUUUCUUAUGCAAAUGAUAUGGUCUUGCAAGAAUAAAAAGUAUGCAAUGGGAAAAUAAUGUAAAUGAUAUAAAUAGAAUACUUUUAUAGAUAUAGUUUAAGCCACAGAAACUACUUUAAAAAAAUAAAGAGAUACAUGGUUCCUCUAUUCAGAUUAAGUUUUAAAUUGUGUAAAAUUUGUAUGGUAAGAAUCUUCUCUAUUCUAUUUCCCCUGUGAAAUCUGGGAUUCAAAUUUAGCAGUCUCUUCCCCAAACAGUACAGUAAUGUGAAUGUAUUCAUCUCAGUCAACAGAAUGUGAGUGACUGUUAAAUAUGGAGCUCAUUUUAGUAUUCAUUUGGCUUACUUGGCAGAGUGUGCUCAGUAGUUUCGAAAUUUAAGACAGAGAUUGAAACAGGUUAUGGACAUGGAAGCACCAUAGUAGAGCCAUGUGAGGAAGGAAUUCCAUCCAGCAUUGCCUGGAGUUGGAAAUGUUUCAGGGAACAUUUGGAAUAUAAUUCUUAGUGUAUGUCUGUUCUCAGUAGAGUGCAUGCAAGACAGAAAUAAAAUGUUCAGUGUGGGAAUCCUUCAUGCAUAUCUUAAACUUUCCUGCCUGCUUUAUCUUCCUCCAAGUGCCUCAGCCUUUCACCUGCUUCCCCUAGCCUAUCUCAUCCCCAAACUAUCACCAGCCAUCUGCUUAGAGCCACCAAUUCCCAUCUGUCUUCAUCCUUCCAGAAAAUGACUUUGUUCCAUUAAACUUCUUCAAUCCCUUCACCACCCGGCUAUCUUGUCUCAGAUUUUUUCCACCACCCAGACUUUGUCCCCAGAAACCAUACCUUGUCUUAGCAAGCACUAGACUAAACUUUCUGGACACUUUAGUAAACUUUUUCUGACCCUACAGAUCCCAACCUGCCAAUAGUUCUCUUCUCCUCUACCUCAUCUCUGAAGAGAGUAUUAAUCAUUAGUGUCCAGCAUUUUUGUGGAUUUACUUUUUAAAGAGAUAACCAGUUAUUCAGGAGUACAAAAUUUCAGGUUGUAUAUUUUUUUAAAAAGAUUUUUAUCUUCUACUGAAGUAGGAAUCUUAUUCAUAUAUAACAUAGAACUUGAAAUAAUUCAACAGUGCAGAAUUUUGAGGGGAUUUGAAGUCAUCAUCCUAACUGGGGUCAAUACCAGAGCAAAAACAUUAAUCUUUAUAAAGUUAUUAGAAUUUAAAAUUUUUCCCCAUUCAUCAGUUUACUAUGUCAUAUUUUGGAGAUUUGAGAAAUCUACAUCUUACAAAAGUAUAUUGUUCCAAAAAUUCAUUUAUAACUUGGUUGUGUGGAAUGGAAAACACUUCUCAUAGAAUUAUGGUGCUUAAGAUCUCAGGCUAUUUCACAAAAGACUGCUUAAUUCACAAUGUAAAAUACACAUAGCGACAUAUUGUGUUAAAUAGACUUUUUGGAGCUAUCCUGGGAAUUCUCUCUCUAUCGCGAUCUCUGUCUGUCUGUCUGUCUCUCUCUCUCUCUCUCUGUCUAUCUCUCUCUCGUUCUCUCUGUCUCUCUUCUCUCUCCCCCCUCCAAAAAAACAAAACAACACAAAACAUUACACCAUUUUUCUAUGUGAAAAUGUGUUGUAUAUCAAGAAAGUAGUGCUCUAUGGAAUGUUUCUCCUCCAGCAAAGGUUUCAGGUGUCUUCAGGAAGUGUCAUCAACAAAGAUUCUUGCACUUGAGGUAUCUAAAAAGAGGCCUACUGCAAUAUAGGCUUAGCUAUUUACGUGUAAAGACCUUCCUAAAUGAAGUAAUAGGGGGAGUGCAAGAAGUAAGCAUUUUUUAAGUGCCAGAUGUUAUGCUAGACCCUAGGGGAUACAUAGAGAGAAACAAAAUAGUCCCUGCCCUUGAGGAACCUAGAGUCUAUCUCAUGAAUAUGUCUUACUUGCAGAAAAACAAUAAACCAACCAUUAUAGUUUGGAUAAAACAUGAUCCUGUAAUAUUUGGAUAUUAUUCAUUCUCACUAAUGAAGAACUCACUCUGACUGCAGUCAAAUAAGUCAAUCAGUAAACAUUUAUCAAGGGCCUACUAUGUGCCUGGCACUGCACUAAGGGUAGACCUCAAGAGGCCAGGAACAAAUUGCUGGUCCAUUUUGGGAGAAAGAUUUAACAAUGCCUAAGGAGCUUAUUUUUACUAAAGCAAGUCAUAAGGUAUUAUAAACCUAUUAUGGAUGCCCCACGACAAAGUAUAGAUUCAAGAAAACAAAGGAGCCCAUAUUGUUGGGAUUUUGAUUCUUUUUUCAGUGCCUGUGGAAAUCCUGGAAAUAGGACAGACUGUAAAAUGGCCUUUAGAACAAAUAACUAUUUUACAGCUCAUAGGACACUUUGAGCAUUUUGAAAAAUCGAAUGAUGAUGGUUUUAGUGCUGAAAUUUUAUUCAAAUGUUGGAGUUUCUUAUACUCGUCAACUUAAUUUCUUGAAGGUGAAUGCACAGCAGAGCAUAUGUAAACACUUCUUUAAAGGAGAAAGAUCCAUUUUCUAUAUUCCUAACAUGAAGUAUUAGUUGUGAAGCCUGACUGGCUUUACUGCACAUGUUAUGAAGCUUGCUGUUGAAGUUGGCUAAAGAUCUUUUCCUGAAUAAGGCUUCUUCAUAAACUUAUAAUUGCAUGUCAGAUUAAUUAGGCUAUUUUCUCCAUUUGGUUAAGAAGCCACAGUCAGGGAGAAGUAGGAGGUAGGGUGGAGAAGGAAUGACAGUUGGACAGCUAAGUGAACAAUUUUCUUUUGUAAUGUUUGAGAAACAACUUCUUUGCUGAAUUUCACUGGUUCUGUCAAUUGUGUAAGUUAAAAUGAAAUGUUUCGUGAUGUUCUCAAAUGAAAAAUAGGCUGGACUUUUGUUCAGUACAAAAUCAUUUUGUUUUGUGGUCACAAGAGCCCUCCUCCCCUCUGCCUCCAGCUUUCUGUUUCACAUUUCCCUUAUUCCCUCUGCUACCUAAAAUAGGACAGUCACAGAAAGCAAACUACAUGGUGGUUAGGAAUUUUCCUUAUGCUAAUAGGACAGGCAAUCCACACACAGUCUAUACAAGGCAAAGAGACAUGUCUUAGAAACCUGGGCUGUUGUCUCGAUACUUAGAUUAACCUCUUAAAACCUGAUAAUACUUUUCCUGAUCAUGGUAGAACUGGAUGUAUCCUGUAGCUUAUGAUAGGAUUUGAACUUGAAAUUCUUCUUGUUACUGAUUUUGCUGAACCAGCUACAAUAAUGAAUGUAUAUAUUAAGACUUUGUAGCUGAUAUGCAAAUCAAAAUCAGAUUGCCAACUUCUUGACUUUUGGUUUUAGACGUGGUUUUAUCCAGAAGUUGUAAGCAAUAGAUGUAGCAUGCUGUGAACGUCUAUUAUCUUAUAUUCUUUAAUUCAUCAGUAUUAAUACAAAUUCUCUUUUGUGUUCCUUGGUACUUUUUAUCCAAUGUAAUCAGAAGCUGUGAUGUUUUGCCUUUGUAGUCCUGUGCUUUGUUACUGUAAUGUUUAAUUUUGUUUUUUAUGAAGCACGUGACUUUGGGCUAAUGUGAGGCAGAUGGUGUGAUCUUUAUGACUGCCAUAUUAUACUACAUAAGGUUUCAAAUUAGAAUAAGCUUUUAACAAAUAGACCAUUGAUGCAAUUUAGGAUUCACUCAUUCAAUGCCAAACAUCAGUCUUAUAUUUAAUAGUUUAAAUUCCAAAAGUAGCAAAUGACAUAUCAACAGCCACUUUCAAAUUGCCCUUGCUAUAAGCAAGCCUGCUAUACAUAAAGUCUAAUGUAGUAGUUUAAUGAUAUGCCUUUACAAAUCCUGUGCCCACUACAUGAGUCAGCGGUUAAGUAAGACCUUUUCUUAGGGGAACCAUGAGAGCUUUUUGCAUAACUAGUUGUUGUUUUUUUUCCCUUAUGUUGCUGUUUUUGUAACUGACUAUAAACUGACAUGAACAGAUCAGUUGGAGUAUAAUAUUCUAGUGCUUUUUAGUCUGAAUUUCUUUGGGGGAGAAUGGUAGUAUCAUUUGACCAGAUGCAGAAGGAACUGUUAGUGAGAGUCAAGACAAACAACAUUUUAAAUAAAGGAAUUGUGUAUUAACAUGUUAACAACAAUUCAUAAAUCUGCACUUUUUAUGACAUUUUGAAAUUCUAUUUAUAGGUACGGAACAAUGGGGUUUGUUAAACUGUAUCACAUUUAUACUUGCUGAAAUUUCUUUCAUUGUUAUUAGUAGGAAUUUUAUUAGUUCAAUAAAAUUGGCAAAACCAACCCUGAA